AUGGGGCUUUCUUUCAGGAGUUUGUCUGUAUCUUUCCCAUCCUUAUGCCUCCUUUCUAUCACUUAUUUCUUGUGCUUCAGCUUUCUGGCCCUUGCCAUCCAUAGGAACAACGACACAGAUCGACUUGCUUUGUUGGAACUCAAGGCCAAAAUAACUGAUGACCCUUUUGGGGUCAUGAACUCAUGGAAUAGCACCCUUCACUUCUGCAGCUGGCACCACGUCACAUGUGGGCGUAGGCACCAGAGGGUCAUAAUGUUAGAUCUGAGCUCCCUCAAACUUUCUGGUUCCAUAUCACCACAUGUUGGCAAUUUGAGCUUUUUAAGGGAGUUGCGCCUUGAAAAUAAUAGCUUCAGCCGUGAGAUUCCUACUGAGAUUGGCCACUUGCGCAGACUGCAAAUACUGUCUCUUUACAAUAAUUCAUUUGGUGGUCAAAUUCCUGCUAGCAUAUCUAAUUGUUCUAACCUCGUUUUCUUUCAUUUGUAUAAUAACAAUGUGGGAGGGAGAAUUCCUGCGGGGCUAGGUUCCUUAAAGAAGCUGAAAGAAAUCUUUUUUGGGGCCAAUAAGUUAAUAGGGACUCUCCCACCAUCUUUGGGCAAUCUUUCUUCUCUUCAGAAACUAUAUGUAAGGAGAAAUAAUUUGCAUGGGGUUGUCCCUGAUACUUUAGGUCAAUUGAUGAAUCUAAGGAUUUUGGCCUUGAACGGAAAUCAGUUUUUUGGCACUAUCCCUCCUUCAUUCUUCAACCUCUCUUUGAUUGAGCAAUUAGGCUUGGCAGACAACAACCUAGAAGGUAGACUUCCCUUGAGCUUAGGCAUCUCUCUUCCAAAUCUCCAAGUCUUCUCUAUUUCAGAUAACCAAUUUACAGGAUCUAUUCCAACGUCAAUUUCAAACGCCUCAAGGCUAGAAGUGCUUCAGUUAAGCAGAAAUAAUUUUAUCGGAAGGGUGCCUUCUCUUGAGAAGUUACAUAGGCUUAUGAGAUUUGUGGUUUCUGGAAACCAUUUAGGAAGUGGUGGGAAAGCUGAUGACCUGGAGCUUCUUUCCACUUUGUCUAACGCCACCAAUUUAAAGGUAUUUGGUAUAGACCGAAAUAACUUUGGAGGGAAGCUGCCUGAACAAUUCUGCAACUUUUCAGAGAAGCUCAAGCACAUUUGGCUAAAUCAAAAUCAAAUAUUCGGAAACAUCCCCUCGGGAAUAAGUGAUUGUGCUUCAUUGGAAUUUUUGGUUGUACGAGAGAACAAUCUGUCAGGUUCCAUUCCUUCUAGCAUUGGAAAACUUCUAAACCUGGGAGAAUUGGAUUUUGGUUAUAAUGAUUUCUCGGGAUCUAUUCCCUCCUCUAUAGGAAACAUGACAAAUUUACUACGCAUGGAUUUAUCAAACAAUAAGCUUCAAGGCUUGAUCCCUUCGAGUCUAGGGAAUUGCAAAAAUUUGUUAGAGUUAGAUCUUUCAAAUAACAAUUUUAGUGGUCCUAUACCUCCGCAAAUUUUUGGAUCCUCCCCCUUAUCAAUGGGUCUUUCCUUAUCCAGAAACCAUUUGUCAGGCUCCAUUCCCAUAGAAGUAGGAAAUUCGAAAGCCAUGGGAUACCUAAGCCUUUCUGAGAACAUGUUAUCAGGAGUGAUUCCCAGUAGUCUUAGCAGUUGUACGAGUCUAGAAUUGUUGGACUUGGGUGCCAACUUGUUUCGAGGCUCUCUUCCUUCAUCUCUAAGUACAGUGCCAAUAGAAGGAGUUUUCAAGAACGCAAGUGCCACAUCGGUUGCAGGAAAUAAAAAUCUUUGUGGUGGCAUGCCUAAUUUGAGGCUACCUCCAUGUCAGCUUCAGCAGUCAAAGGGGGGAUUGACUAUAACAUUGAAGAUUAUAAUCUCAACGGUUUCUGUGCUUAUAGGUGCAACGCUUGUGCUGAUUUGUUUCUUUCUAUGCCUAUCAAGAAAGAGAAAAAGAGAGUCUUCGUCAACAUCUCAUGGGAAGGAGCUAUUGAAGUUGUCUUAUCAAAGUCUUCUCAAAGCUACUAAUGGAUUCUCUUCAGAUAAUUUAAUUGGUACAGGUAGCUUUGGGUCAGUAUAUAAAGGAAUUCUUGAUCAAGAAGGAAUUGUGAUUGCGGUGAAGGUGUUUAAGCUUAUGAAUCGAGAAGCUUCAAAGAGUUUUAUAGCUGAAUGUGAGGUCUUACGAAAUGUUAGACAUCGAAAUCUUGUCAAAGUGCUCACAGCCUGUUCAGGUGUUGAUUAUCAUGGUAAUGAUUUCAAAGCUUUGGUUUAUGAGUUCAUGGUCAAUGGAAGCUUAGAUGGUUGGUUGCAUCCAACUGUUGGAUUAGAUGAAGUACCAAGGACUUUAAGUGUUCUCCAAAAGCUGAAUAUUGCCAUUGAUAUUGCUUGUGCAUUGGAAUAUCUUCAACAUCGUUGUGGAACACCAAUUGUUCAUUGUGAUAUAAAACCAAGUAAUAUCCUUCUCGACGAAGAAAUGACUGCACAUGUAAGUGAUUUUGGAUUAGCGAAGUUUAUUUCCAAUGUCACUCCUAGCUGUUCUACAAAUCAAUCCAGCUCUAUUGGAGUAAGAGGAACUAUUGGUUAUUGUCCUCCAGAGUAUGGUAUGGGAAGUCAAGUAUCAACAUCGGGUGACAUUUUUAGUUUUGGCAUACUCUUGUUGGAGAUGUUCACGGGAAAAAGGCCCACUGAUCACAUGUUCAAGGAAGGUAUGAGUCUCCACAAUUUUGUUAAGAGAGCUUUACCUGAACAAGUAACACAAAUUCUAGAUCCCAAUAACAACCUUCCUCAAAUGCAAUCCAACGCAAAUGCAACAUGGGUUCAAAGCCAAAGUCUUGGGAAUAUGAGAAACAACAUAUUUAUUGAGUGCUUGAUUUCAAUAUUUGAAAUUGGAAUCUCUUGUUCUGCUGAAUCACCACAAGAGCGCAUGAAUAUUGGUGAUAUUGUUGCUCAGCUCUCUUCCAUCAGAAAGAAAAUCUUAGAGACUCGAUUACAAUGGUAGGAAGAAGUUGCAAGUUCACUUCCAU
Molecule: messenger RNA, 2998 nt
Organism: Hevea brasiliensis (rubber tree)
Lineage: Eukaryota; Viridiplantae; Streptophyta; Magnoliopsida; Malpighiales; Euphorbiaceae
Product: probable LRR receptor-like serine/threonine-protein kinase At3g47570
Exons: 4
Coding region: 1-2973 (990 amino acids)
Biological process (GO): protein phosphorylation
Molecular function (GO): protein kinase activity; protein binding; ATP binding
Source: RefSeq, a predicted model, not a curated record